AUGCCCGCUAAAGCCCGAUCGAAGGCGAGGGAGAGGAACAACGUCCUGAACCGAGCCGAGUUCAUGUCCCUGAACCAGCCCCCGCGCCCUGGGUUCGGUGGUCCCGGGGCGCAGCCUGAGCGAGGAACGAGCAGCGGGCGGAGGUCUUCAUUCAAGCAGCAAAGCAGUCAGCCCGAGGAGUCCUCCGAGUGCCCCGGGAAAGACAAGAAGGAGCCGGGGAAGCUGCCGGAGGAGGACUGCAUGCAGCUCAACCCCUCGUUCAAAGGCAUCGCUAUGAACUCUCUGCUCGCCAUCGACAUCUGCCUGUCCAAGCGCAUGGGGGUGUGCGCGUACACGUGGUCGUCCUGGGGCGGCUGCAGGUCCAUGGUGUCCCUCUUGUCGCUCACUGGUCACGGGGUCACGUGGGUCAUCGGGACUAUCGUGUGUCUGACGCGGAGUAACACGCUGGCGGGACAGGAGGUGCUGGUGAACCUGCUGCUGGCCCUCCUCCUCGACGUGAUGACCGUAGCCGGGGUCCAGAGACUCAUCAAGCGGCGAGGCCCGUGGGAGAUGGUUCCCGGGUUCCUGGACUGCGUGGCCAUGGACAUGUACUCUUUCCCCGCGGCGCACGCCAGCCGGGCCGCCAUGGUGUCCAAGUUCCUCCUGUCUCACCUGGUCCUGGCCGUGCCCCUGCGCAUCCUGCUGGUGCUGUGGGCCUUCCUGGUGGGCCUGUCCCGGGUGCUCCUGGGCAGACACCAUCUCACCGACAUGCUCUGCGGUUUCGCUCUGGGCCUGCUUCACUUCAGCCUCAUGGAGACUGUGUGGCUGUCGUCCAGCACCUGUCAGACCCUCAUCUCCAUCAGCACUUUCAGCUGGAGCCCCUUCCCCUGA
Knipowitschia caucasica is the source of this 870-nucleotide messenger RNA. The record is from the annotation of a GenBank genome assembly. NCBI's taxonomy places the organism in Eukaryota, Metazoa, Chordata, Actinopteri, Gobiiformes, Gobiidae.